This is a messenger RNA of Peromyscus eremicus (cactus mouse), 3091 nucleotides long. It is a transcript of the gene Pcdh11x, whose product is annotated as protocadherin 11 X-linked. Bases 41 to 3091 code for a protein of 1016 amino acids. Gene Ontology annotation, molecular function: calcium ion binding. Gene Ontology annotation, biological process: homophilic cell-cell adhesion. The transcript is spliced from 3 exons. Lineage: Eukaryota; Metazoa; Chordata; Mammalia; Rodentia; Cricetidae. The record is from RefSeq and is a predicted model, not a curated record. Gene Ontology annotation, cellular component: plasma membrane.
CCGUGGGCUGACAAACAGUACCUGUGGUAUCGAGACUGGUAUGGACUUGUUGUCCGGGACGUAUAUAUUUGCGGUCCUGUUAGCAUGCGUCGUGUUUCAGUCUGGCGCCCAGGAGAAGAAUUACACGGUCCGAGAAGAAAUGCCAGAGAACGUCCUGAUAGGCGAUUUGUUGAAAGACCUCAACUUGUCGCUUAUUCCCGACAAGUCCUUAACCACUCCUAUGCAGUUCAAAUUGGUUUACAAAACCGGGGAUGUACCUCUGAUUCGGAUUGAAGAGGGUACUGGUGAGAUCUUCACUACUGGUGCUCGCAUUGAUCGUGAGAAAUUAUGUGCUGGAAUCUUGUUGGAUGCCCGUUGCUUUUACGAAGUGGAAGUUGCCGUUUUGCCGGAUGAAAUUUUUAGAUUGGUCAAGAUACGCUUUCUGAUAGAAGAUAUAAAUGAUAAUUCACCGUUAUUCCCGACAACUGUCAUCAACAUAUCAAUUCCAGAGAACUCGGCUAUAAACUCUCGAUAUUCUCUUCCAGCAGCCAUUGAUCCUGACAUCGGAAUAAAUGGAGUCCAAAACUACCAACUAAUUAAGGGUCAAAGUACUUUCGGUCUUGAUAUCAUUGAAACACCAGAAGGAGACAAGAUGCCACAGCUGAUUGUUCAAAAGGAGUUAGACAGAGAAGAGAAGGAUACUUAUGUGAUGAAAGUAAAAGUUGAAGAUGGUGGUUUUCCUCAAAGAUCCAGUACAGCAAUUUUGCAAGUAAGUGUUGCUGAUACAAAUGACAACCACCCAGUCUUUGUAGAAAAGGAAAUUGAAGUCAGUAUACCAGAAAAUGCUCCUAUAGGUUCUUCAGUGACACAGCUCCACGCCACAGAUGCUGACAUCGGUGAAAAUGCCAGAAUUCAUUUUUAUUUCAGCAAUUUAGUCUCCAACAUUGCUAAGAGACUGUUCCACCUUAAUACCACCACUGGACUUAUCACUGUCAAAGAACCACUGGAUAGGGAAGAAUCACCAAGCCACAAGUUACUGGUUUUGGCAACUGAUGGUGGAUCAAAACCAGCAAGUGCAAUGGUGCUGGUAAAUGUUACAGAUAUCAAUGAUAACAUCCCGUCAAUUGACAUAAGAUACAUCGUAAAUCCAACCAAUGGCACUGUGCUUCUUUCAGAGAAUGCUCCGCUUAACACAAAAAUUGCUCUCAUAACUGUGAUGGAUAAGGAUUCUGAACAUAAUGGUAGGGUGACAUGCUUCACAGAUCAUGAAGUUCCUUUCAGAUUACGUCCAGUAUUCAGUAAUCAAUUCCUCUUGGAAACUGCUGCAUUUCUUGACUUUGAAUCUACAAGAGAAUAUGUCAUCAAAUUACUUGCUGCUGAUGCUGGCAAACCUCCUUUGAAUCAGUCAUCCAUGCUCCUGAUCAAAGUAAAAGAUGAAAAUGACAAUGCUCCAGUUUUCACCCAGUCUUUCAUAAGCCUUUCUGUUCCAGAGAAUAACUCUCCUGGUGCACAGUUGACAAAAAUCAGUGCAACAGAUGCAGACAGUGGACGCAAUGCUGAAAUUAACUACCUGUUAGGUUUUGAUGCACCACCUGAAUUUGACCUGGAUAGCCGUACAGGCAUCCUGACUGCAGUGAAGAAACUAGAUAGAGAAAAACAGGAAAAAUAUUACUUUACUGUCCUGGCACAGGACAAUGGAAUUCCACCCUUAAUGUCCAAUGCCACUGUCUUUGUGACUGUUCUUGAUCAGAAUGAUAACAGCCCAAUUUUCACUCACAAUGAGUACAACUUCUAUGUCCCUGAGAACCUUCCAAAGCAUGGCACAGUAGGGCUAAUCACUGUGACUGAUCCUGAUUAUGGAGAGAAUUCUGCAGUUACUCUCUCCAUCUUGGAUGUGAAUAAUCAAUUCACUAUUGAUCCACAGACUGGUGUCAUCCGGCCAAAUAUUUCAUUUGACAGAGAAAAACAAGAAUCCUACACUUUCUAUGUAAUGGCUGAGGAUGGUGGUAGGGUAUCACGUUCUACAACUGCUAAAGUAACCAUAAAUGUAGUUGAUGUCAAUGAUAACAAACCAAUUUUUAUUGACCCUCCUUCCAAUUACUCCUUUGAAUGGGUUUUACCAUCCACCACACCCGGCACAGUCAUCUUCAAGGUUGUUGCAAUUGAUGAUGAUAUUGGCAUGAAUGCUGAGCUUCGUUACAGCAUUGUUGGAGGAAACACAAAAGGACUGUUUGCGAUUGAACAAAUAUCAGGCAACAUUACACUGAAAGAGAAAUGUGUUUUUUCAGAUCUUGGUUUACACAGAGUAAUAGUCAAAGCUAAUGAUUUAGGACAACCUGAUUCUCUCUUCAAUGUUGUAAAUGUCAAUCUGUUUGUGAACGAGUCAGUGCCCAAUGCUACACUGAUUUAUGAACUGGUGCGCAAAAGCAUCGACUCACCUGCAACUCAAAAUACUGAAACAACUAAUUCAUCCUCGCCAACAACUGACUACGUCAAGAUUGUGGUUGCCAUUGUUGCUGGCACCAUAACUGUCGUCCUAGUGAUUUUCAUCACUGCUGUAGUAAGAUGUCGCCAAUCACCACACCUUAAGGCUUCUCAGAAAAACAAACAAAAUUCUGAGUGGGUUACUCCAAACCCAGAAAACAGGCAAAUGAUUAUGAUGAAGAAGAAGAAGAAGAAAAAGAAGAAGAAUGCCCCCAAGAACCUGCUGCUUAAUUUUGUUACUAUUGAAGAAGCAAAACCGGAUGAUGGCGACAAUGAUAGAAACAGUGUCACACUAGACCUUCCCAUUGAGCUGGAAGAGCAAACCAUGGGCAAAUACAACUGGGGCACUACACCUACUACAUUCAAGCCUGACAGCCCUGAUUUGGCUAGACACUACAAAUCUGCCUCUCCUCAGCCUGCAUUCCAGAUCCAGCCUGAAACGCCCCUGAACUCAAAGCACCACAUCAUUCAGGAACUGCCUCUUGACAAUACUUUCGUAGGCUGUGAUUCCAUCUCCAAGUGCUCUUCCAGCAGUUCUGAUCCCUACAGUGUUUCUGAGUGCAGCUACACAGUGACAACCUUCAAGACACCUGUGACUGUACAUGCCAGACCGGUAUUAGCAAGAUAA